Messenger RNA from Ostertagia ostertagi, 213 nucleotides. The record is from the annotation of a GenBank genome assembly. Lineage: Eukaryota; Metazoa; Nematoda; Chromadorea; Rhabditida; Trichostrongylidae.
AUGGUGCUGGACGAUGAGAAUACCCGCCUUUUUGUUAUGCGGUCACCGGAAGGAAAUCGGAAAGCUUCGAGUAUUUGGUACAUAGGCCGAGCCGAAGUGGAGAAGGCCAGAAUCAGGCGUCAGUUCUACCGCCGCUUUGGCGUACCGGGAGUGACUGGCGUCAUCGAUGGCACCCACUGUCGAAUUCAGCGACCGCGGAAGGAGAAGAAGACU